Bufo gargarizans (Asiatic toad) is the source of this 2304-nucleotide messenger RNA. RefSeq names its product coenzyme Q2, polyprenyltransferase (gene COQ2). The record is from RefSeq and is a predicted model, not a curated record. The coding region runs from base 143 to 1363 and encodes 406 amino acids. The transcript has 9 exons. Lineage: Eukaryota; Metazoa; Chordata; Amphibia; Anura; Bufonidae. Gene Ontology annotation, cellular component: mitochondrial inner membrane. Gene Ontology annotation, biological process: ubiquinone biosynthetic process.
GCUGUCUCCAGUGUGAUUAUAUUUGCUACAGACCUAGUACAUUACACCCGUAACGUACAAACUACACAUCCCAGCGUGCUUCUGUGGAGGCCGUGACGUCAUCACCACGGGACCGGGUCGGCUGUCAUUCUCGGGAUAACUGAUGGCCUUGACUCUGAAGAUGCUCCGAUCAUGCCUGCCUGCCAGCGAAGCCGUAUACAGAGCAUGUACCCAUAAUAUGUCCUCUUCUAUGACCCAUUUCCAUAAAAAUGACUACAAUGAGAAGACAUUUCUGGGAUCAAAAUGGCACUACACCAACCAUGUACCCAGCCUACUUUCCAAAUGUGUGUGCCCCAUUGUGUGUCAAAGUGCCCAUCUAAGAACCUCACCUAGUAUGUGGACAAGGCCUAGGUUUUCUGCAGCUGGAGUGGUAGAAGCUAUGCCAAAGAAUGUUCAGCCUUAUCUAAGGCUCAUGAGGCUGGAUAAACCUAUAGGAACGUGGUUGUUAUAUCUGCCAUGCACUUGGAGUAUUGCCCUUGCAGCACAGCCAGGAGGCCUUCCAGACUUUUAUAUGCUUGCUCUAUUUGGCACUGGUGCGGUACUAAUGCGUGGUGCUGGAUGUACUAUUAAUGAUAUGUGGGAUCAAGACUUUGAUAAAAAGGUGACAAGAACAGCUAAUCGCCCACUUGCUGCGGGAGACAUCACCCAGUUUCAGUCUUUGCUUUUCCUGGGAGGACAGCUUAGUUUGGCACUGGGCGUGCUUCUGUGCCUUAAUAAUUACAGAUACAGCACCACUUUGUCCAUGGGCUGUGUCUGUAUUGCUUUAGGAGCUGCUUCUUUGACGCUGGUACUCACCUAUCCAUUAAUGAAGAGGAUAACUUACUGGCCCCAACUUGUUUUAGGACUAACAUUUAACUGGGGAGCCUUAUUGGGCUGGUCUGCUAUUAAAGGAUCCUGUGAUUGGUCAGUUUGCCUUCCUUUGUAUGCCUCUGGAGUUAUGUGGACACUAAUAUAUGAUACCAUCUAUGCUCAUCAGGACAAAGCCGAUGAUACGUUGGUUGGAGUGAAGUCAACAGCUCUGCGCUUUAAUGAGAAGACAAAGCCUUGGCUUAGCGGCUUCAGUGUAGCCAUGCUUGCAGGACUGACGGCUACGGGACUAAGCUGUGACCAGACUGUGCCUUAUUAUGCUGCUGUUGCACUCAUUGGAGGUCACCUUGUCUAUCAGAUCUAUACCUUGGAUAUCAACAAUGCAGAAGAUUGCUGGAAGAAGUUUACAUCAAAUCGCACAGUCGGAUUUUUACUUUUCCUAGGGAUUGUGCUGGGCAAUUUGUGGAAAUCUCAAGAAACAAACAAAGUCAAGGACAUUUCAUGCCACAACUCAUAAAAAAUCCUAAGGGUGUCAGCUUAUCUUCAGCCUGCCCAUCCAGUUGUGGACAAUAUCAACGAUGUUGAGCCUUUUCUGGUACUAGUAUGCUAAAAGUUUUGUGAGGAACUCUCCGAUGAACUUGUUAGUAAUAGAAAGAAAAAUGUCCUUCAUAAUUCUUGUAAGAAAGGCCUUCAAACCACCUUAAUUUCCAUGCGGCUGCAUACAAGACCAGUGGGUUAUCUCUUUGGAGUUACUUAACAUCAUAUUUGCUUACAGUGAAUCUUUCAUUUUUAUCAUGUUUGUUUUUUUUUUUAUCCAAAGCUGUAUACUGAGCAUAAUUUUUAAAAUUUUACUAGUGGUCUGAUAUUUGUCAAAGCCGCACAUUUCUGCAUAGACAUAUUCCUGAAGCCACCACUUGAAGGUGCUAACUCAUUUCAUUAUGCUCAGUGUGUAAACAGUAAAGCUGUAAGCUCUGUAAGGGGUUGUGCCAAGAUACAAACGUAUCCCCUACCCACAGGGGAUAGAGAAGAAGCACUUAAUCAGUGGGGGACAAUUUUCGACCAUUCAUGCCAUACACUGGUAUUUUCAGCUGACUACAGUCAAAGCAAAAAGACUGUAGUCUGUCGGUGGCCAUCGAUUUUAGUGGCCAAAAUCAGGACUCUCGGAUGACAAUUAUUUUGUGUAUGGGCAGCUUAAGAGUUAAUUACACCAUUACUAUUUCAUGAUCAAGUAGAUUUAUUUCUAAAAUGUUAAGAACACUGGCCUACAUUUAGUAAUGUGCGUGAACCUAAAUAUUGGCAUAAAUUGCACCAACAUUCUGUCUCAAAGUAAGCCAACUAAUAGUUGGUAUAAAGUCAGAGAAAAGUGUCUACUGGUAACUCUGCAAAGCAUAUAUCAUCCACCCCUGUGAUAAAUGUGGAGUAGGCCUAGACCGACAGCCUUUCUAAAAGCCCCUUUAG